GGUUUCACAAUGUUAGGCUGGACGGUGGGAAAUAUUAUAUCGCGCAAACAAACUCUCCCCUCCAAAACCCCCAAAGGCCAAAACCCUUCUGCUCGCGCACGAGCCUGCCGCUCGCCGCCGCCGAACGCCGCAAGCUCUCAGGUGAGGCGCGGGUGGGCAUUGGGGGAGACCGAGGAUGGCGUUCUGCCACGCGCGUGAUUUCUUGUUCUGCGGCAUGUGCGGGACCCUCCUAUCCUUCGACUCGCUCGACUUCGCCAACUGCCCUCUUUGUGGCUUCAAGCGCGUCGCCAAAGAGAUUGAAGGAAGAGAGACACGGUACACUGUCACAGCUGAGGAUAUCAGAAGGGAGCUAGAGAUUGAACCUUUUAUAGUUCUGGAAACCACUUCCAUUGAUGAAGUGGUACAAAGAGCGGUGGUAAAUGAAUCAUGUCCUCAAUGCCAUCACCCCCAGCUUGAGUACUAUACCAGACAGCUACGAUCAGCUGAUGAAGGGCAGACAGUUUUUUACGAGUGCCCAGAAUGCAGACACAAGUUUUCACUCAACACAUAAAAAAAAAAAAUUCUUUUUGUCUGAUCACUGGAACACAUUCCUGAAUGAAUAUACCAAACCAAAAAACGCAUGCCUGACUGUAAACGUGGUUUCAGAUUCUCUUUAUUGUGUAGAUCAUAAAUGCUUUGACACCAAUUUCAAUCAUCAUUGUGUUUGGAUGCCA
This is a messenger RNA of Elaeis guineensis (African oil palm), 713 nucleotides long. Its product is annotated as DNA-directed RNA polymerase I subunit RPA12. The record is from RefSeq and is a predicted model, not a curated record. NCBI's taxonomy places the organism in Eukaryota, Viridiplantae, Streptophyta, Magnoliopsida, Arecales, Arecaceae. Gene Ontology annotation, molecular function: nucleic acid binding; zinc ion binding. Gene Ontology annotation, biological process: DNA-templated transcription; termination of RNA polymerase I transcription. Gene Ontology annotation, cellular component: RNA polymerase I complex.